AUGGCUACGCAGCAGCCUCAGUAUUAUCCUCGUCCGCCAACAUCGCCUCCCGCCAACCGAACACAAUUCUACCCUCCGCCGGCCCAGGGCUCGCCUUUCCAGCCUGUCAAUUACCCUCCCCCUCCCCAGGCUUCUCCAGGGCAGCAGAUGAACUAUCCUCCGCCACCGCAACACACCCCGUCUCCUCAGUUGUCUCACCACUCCAACGCCCAACAAUACCCACCGCCUCCCCAGCAAAGUCCAUCGUCUCAGGCUCACCACCAGCGUGCCGCUUCGCACCAGUACCCCCCUCCCCCAACUUCUCCGCCUGCUCCUCAACCGCUCCAGCAGGCUUCCUUGGCCGUGAGACCAGCGUCGUCAAGUGACCAUCAUCCUAAACAGCAAGACCCGCCUGCAUUUGACCCUCCUCCAUCGUUUCCCGGGAGCAAUGCGCCAUAUCCCCCGGAGAAGGCUGGGCAACAACAACAACAACAACAACAACAACAACAACAACAACAACAACAACAACAAGAGCCACUAGAUACAAGUGAUCCCUCUAAUCUUUCGGCUGGAGCGCCGCCUGCUGGUCACUUCGUUGGCGCAGGCGCCGUAGUUGAUGAUGUGGGCACUUUCAAUGGCGGGAGCUACCGCAUUAGUCACCGUGAUUCCAACACCAUCUUGACCAUUCAACUGGCUAUAGGCUGUCCUAUGCAAGCCAAACCCGGCGCCAUGAUUGCCAUGUCCCCAUCCAUCACACUUAAAGGAGAACUGAAGUUUAGUGUGAAGAAGAUGAUUGCUGGCGCAGACAUGACAACUUCCAGAUAUGUCGGCCCUGGUGAACUUCUCCUUGCUCCCCCCAUGCUAGGAGAUAUUACCAGCAUCCGUCUGACUGGCCAAGAGAGCUGGGUUGUCGGGCACGACGCCUUUCUCGCGGCCACUCAGGGAAUUAUCAAAGACCACAAACGGCAGGGCCUCGGGAAAGCAAUUUUUAGCGGAGAAGGCUUGUUUGUGUAUAGAAUCAGCGGCACUGGUAUCAUGUGGCUCACAAGUUUCGGCGCUAUUAUUCGUAAGGAUCUUGUGGAUGGUGAGAAGUACAUUGUCGAUAACGGCCACCUGGUGGCAUGGAAUACCAAAUACGUCCUUGAGCGAGUCGCUUCUGGCGGUAUUAUAUCUAACAUGGCAUCCGCAGAAGGCCUCGUCUGCAAGUUUACAGGUCCCGGGACUGUCUUUAUCCAAACCCGUAACCCGAAAGCUUUCACUGCUUACAUGGGUGGUCAGGCUGUUCAAGGCUAA
Molecule: messenger RNA, 1272 nt
Organism: Metarhizium brunneum ARSEF 3297
Lineage: Eukaryota; Fungi; Ascomycota; Sordariomycetes; Hypocreales; Clavicipitaceae
Source: RefSeq, a predicted model, not a curated record